This is a messenger RNA of Episyrphus balteatus (marmalade hoverfly), 1183 nucleotides long. Its product is annotated as putative odorant receptor 92a. The coding region runs from base 88 to 1149 and encodes 353 amino acids. NCBI's taxonomy places the organism in Eukaryota, Metazoa, Arthropoda, Insecta, Diptera, Syrphidae. The transcript is spliced from 4 exons. Gene Ontology annotation, biological process: detection of chemical stimulus involved in sensory perception of smell; sensory perception of smell. The record is from RefSeq and is a predicted model, not a curated record. Gene Ontology annotation, molecular function: olfactory receptor activity; odorant binding. Gene Ontology annotation, cellular component: plasma membrane.
AAAACUCAAAACACGGAUCGAUUUUUAAACGGCACUUAUCUAUAUUUUCGAUUAAUUGGAUUCGAAUUUGAAAACGAAAACCAUUACAUGAAAGUGAUAUUAAGAAUGGCUCUCGUCAAUGUUGUUUUUGUUGUUGUGGGUCUUUGUUUGUAUGUUGCCUUCGCAGAGAUAAAUCUUUAUGCGAAAACAGAAGCAUUACUUAAUAUAAAUUACUAUUUUGUAGCAGUUGCAAAAAUAAUAACAAUGAUUCCAAAUCGCAAACGUAUUCUUGAAGCAUUUAAUGAAUUCCAUGAAACGCAUCCUGGAAAAUGCAUAUUGGAAAAUGCCUACAUUUAUCAAAUGCACGAAAAGAAGUACAAAUUAAUUGAAAAAGUCGUUGUUAAAUUUUUUUGGAGUGCUAUGAUUUUUUAUUGUUUUCAAGCAUUAACAGUGUCGUUUAUUGAUUUGGUAAUGAAAGGAACAUUCACAUUUAAUUUACCCUGGAUGAUGGUGUGGUAUGGAAUAGAAUUUCCUAAAGAAAAUGUACCGUAUUACGUUUUUAUGUAUAUUUCUCAAACUUGGUCUAUUUACGUAGCUGCGAGUAUAUCAUUGGCAAUGGAUUUGUGUAUUUAUAGUUCAAUAAUACAAUUAAAUAUGCGAUUGGAUAUUAUAUGCAAGAAUAUAAUUAAUAUUGAGCCUGAUGAAACCAACAAAGCCUUUAAAGAACUGCAAAAGGAAAUUAGUGCUCAUCAACGAUUUAUAAGACUCGCCGAGAAAUUGAAUAUCGUUUUUACACCAUCAGUACUUUUCAGUUUGCUCUCAUCUUCAUUGAUAAUUUGCUUUACUGGAUUUCAAUUGCUCGGAGAAUUAUCAUUAUUUAUAGUUGUCAAAGCGAUAUUUUUACUGGCCUAUGAAUUGAAACAAGUUGCUAUUACAUGUUUCUUGGGAGAUAAACUUAUCGAAAUUAGUCUUAAAAUUAGUGAUGCAAUUUACGAACACAAAUGGUAUAAUGGCACACCAAAAUAUAGACGACUUGUUUUGAUGGUUCUAAUGCGAUCGCAACACAGUGUUGCUCUUCAUAUUGCUGGAAUUUCAGAUAUAUCACUUCAAACUUUUCGACAGGUUAUGAGCAUCUCGUACCAAAUUUUCACUGUUCUUAGAACUGGAUAGUUAUAUCACCCCAACAAGAAAUAAAGAUAUUUUU